AGCUGGCGACGCCGACGCUGAUCGUGUAAUGAGUCGUUUUACUGUGCCACUGGAAAGGAAGCAAUUUUGCUGCCAGUAGAUAGCCGUUCAAUGAUGGACCGAACGAUUCCAUGCGCGAUGGCACACUGCUAGAAGCUACUGGACAGACAAGGUGGCCCGGCCGAUCGCGUCGAGUUUCGGAUGUACACAUGUACCACAGGAAAGCGUUACCGGUGCUAAAGCGUCUGCGUUCGCGCCAUGGGCUCCUUAGUACACGUAGUAUUAUUAUCAUGUGUAAUCAUUCCUCAUAUCUCUUGCGAAAAAUUCAACGACCAGAAAUUGGGGAUCUACAGGAAUCGUGUGUUGGAGAUGUUCCAGCACGCUUACGAUGGUUACAUGAAGUAUGCUUACCCUUAUGAUGAACUACGGCCACUUUCCUGUGAUGGCGUCGACACUUGGGGCAGCUUCUCACUCACGCUCAUUGAUGCACUCGACACUUUGGCGAUUAUGGGCAACUACACCGAGUUUAGAAAGGUAGCAGCAAUGAUUGCAGAAAACAUCAAUUUCAACAUCAACAUCAAUGUUUCAGUCUUUGAGACCAACAUUCGAGUGGUUGGUGGUCUGCUUUCUGCACAUCUACUGUCCCGAAAAGCUCAAAUGCCUCUCGAGCCGGGCUGGCCUUGCUCAGGACCCCUCCUGCGCCUUGCUGAAGAUGUGGCCACGCGAUUGCUUCCAGCUUUCAACACCAAGACAGGCAUGCCGUAUGGCACAGUCAACCUAAUCAAUGGAGUACCACUGGGAGAGACCAGCAUCACAUGUACCGCUGGUGUGGGCACCUUUCUGAUCGAGUUUGCCACCCUCAGCCGGCUGACUGGCAACCCGGUCUUCGAGCAGGUCGCCCUACGAGCCUUGCGAGCACUUUGGAGGUCCCGGACAUCCAUAGGCUUGGUAGGGAACCACAUUGAUGUUCAGCUUGGCAUCUGGACAGCCACAGAUUCUGGCAUAGGAGCUGGCGUGGACUCCUACUACGAGUACCUGGUGAAAGGUGCCAUCAUGCUGCAGAGGCCCGAACUUAUGCGUAUGUUUAAAGAGUACGAGAAAACGAUAAGCAAGUAUAUGAAACGUGACGAUUGGUAUUUCUGGGUGGAAAAUUCAUCUGGCAAAGUUACCAUGCCAGUAUUCCAGAGCCUCGAAGCAUUUUGGCCAGGUUUGUUGACUUUAAUAGGUGAUCUGGACAGUGCACGCAAGUCGUUAUAUAACUACCACCAGGUGUGGAAAGAGUAUGGGUUCACUCCGGAAUUUUACGAAGUGGUGCACGGAAGAGCUCACCCAAAGCGAGAUGGUUACCCGCUUAGGCCAGAACUUGUCGAGAGCUUAGUUUAUCUGUAUCAAGCCACAAAGGAUCCACAUUUCCUGGAGAUAGGCGUUGACAUCCUUGAAUCAAUCAGGCACAGUGCCAAGACUGAAUGUGGUUAUGCAACGAUAAAGAAGGUAGGUGACCACACCCUUGAAGACCGGAUGGAAUCCUUCUUUCUAGCUGAAACGACCAAGUACCUUUACCUCCUCUUCACUCCCGACCAUUUCAUUCACAACAACGGCAGUUCUGCCGACAUCGUACAGACAUCGUCUGGAGAGUGCAUUAUAGACACGGGGGCCUAUGUGUUCAACACUGAGGCCCACCCCGUCGACGUGGCGGCAGUACAUUGCUGCAGUGCAGACAAGGCUUCGGAGGACCAAGCGCUUCGAGACUUUGCAAAAGAAUUUGAUUUGAGCAAAUUGCUCGUAGAUGAGCAUAGAGAUGACUUCAUCAAGCCUUUGCGGGUCAAAGAAAACAUAGAUGGUACAGAUGACACUGACGAUUCUGAAGAACCUAAAUGUGCCAAAUCUGAAACGGACAAAAAUCUGCCCCCGCUGCCCUCAGCCCCUUCAAGUUUUCCAGCUCAGGAUCCUGCAUUAUUUUUCACCGAUCUGCUCUCUUCCGAGAAGGCCGCACAAGAAAAUGCGCAGGAAGGCGUUGUUGAAGUCGGUGAUAAAGAAGCUGGGCAAGAGGACAGAUCCGGUGAUGGUGAUAAUGAUGCUCGCAUGUUUGGUUUUCUAGGUGAAGUCAGAGAAGCUGAUAAUGAUGUAGCAAACUUGGAGACAGGUGAGGCUGGAGGCAGCUAUCAGCCAAACUUGUCGAGUGCUGGUGGUCGUGACAGGGCUGUAGAGAACAACAGUGAAGCACCAGACACUGAGCCAGUGAUCUCAUCUGACGAGAAUCGUUUUCCGAGUGACCUUGAUAGUGAAACAAGGAACUUGACACAAGGUACAGCUGCAGGGUCUCCACAUUCCACAAAAUAUAGUGCAGCCGAAACAAGUCAUGCUGGUGAACUGCACCUAGAACUGCCUCAAGGAACUAUUUCAACGGAGCCAAGCAUUGACCCCUCCGAGGAAGAAAGCACCAACCCCUCCGAGGAAGAAAGCACCAACGACCUUGCUCUAGACGAAGAGGAGUUCGAGGACGAAAUUGACGAGUACACUUCGCGUCACCCUUCUGCAGAAAAUGACAACAGUGAACCUGAUGACACUCAACCCACUGAGGAAUCAACUGAACUCAAUUCUUCGAAAUAUGUCUCCACAUCGCAAGAUGUUGUCAAAGGUUCUCAAGAAGCAGUUCGGACAGAGACUCUAGCUUCAACUACAGUAGGUGAUGGUGCGGUUGUGGAUUCUGGGAAAUCUGAUGGCGCCAAAGAUGAUGCCAAAGCAUUAGAGCAGGGCAAGGAACGUCGUGUUCAAAGCAGUCCAAGUGAAGCAACUUUUGGCAGCAAUGGCAGUGACGACCCCGACACAUCUACCACUACUGUUGUGAAUGCAACGGCAGGCUGGAAAUCGGAAGUGAAAGAAAUUGGGCUUGCCCCAGGAGAAGAAGAGGAAGUGAUAAUUGGUGACACAAAUAUGAGUGAAAGCAGAACUUCCAGUGAGGUGGCUGCACAGUCUGAAGGCCUAUUACAGCAAGCUCUUCAGGAAGCAUUUGGCAAGAAAUCGUCUGUAACGACAGAAAAUUCUGAGCAUUGCGUUAAAAAGCCAGCAAAGGAGUUAAAUGGAUGGUUGAUGCUCACGUGCCCAUCACAGCCUUUCACGUCAAGGCUUGCAUUCCGAGGGGAGAUGUUUAACAUUGGUUAGGUCUAGGCCAAUUUUAGGAGCAGAGUGUUAAUAAGAUGGCAAGUUGCGCAGGAAAGCACGGCACGCAUUGCGUUGAUGUAAUUGAUAUUGUGUUCCUCCACUCUUAGGAACAAAUUACAAAACAAAUUGCGUAUGUCGCAAGUUUCAUUAGUCUUGCCCAAAUUAAAUUGUUUAUUUUUAUUACGUACACCGCUACAAUAAAGAAUGACGUGUGUAGAGGUGUGUCGCCCACAGACAAUGCACCAAUUUGAAUAAAGAGAAGUUAUCUUAUGGCA
Molecule: messenger RNA, 3416 nt
Organism: Dermacentor silvarum
Lineage: Eukaryota; Metazoa; Arthropoda; Arachnida; Ixodida; Ixodidae
Product: ER degradation-enhancing alpha-mannosidase-like protein 2
Exons: 9
Coding region: 238-3141 (967 amino acids)
Biological process (GO): carbohydrate metabolic process; mannose trimming involved in glycoprotein ERAD pathway; endoplasmic reticulum mannose trimming
Cellular component (GO): endoplasmic reticulum; membrane
Molecular function (GO): calcium ion binding; mannosyl-oligosaccharide 1,2-alpha-mannosidase activity
Source: RefSeq, a predicted model, not a curated record